Miscanthus lutarioriparius is the source of this 1329-nucleotide messenger RNA. The record is from the annotation of a GenBank genome assembly. Lineage: Eukaryota; Viridiplantae; Streptophyta; Magnoliopsida; Poales; Poaceae.
AUGGACUUCUCAUCAUCCGGCGACGUGAAGGCGGCGAUCAUGCGCCCCGCGGCUGCUGAUGCCGCCGCCGCCGCCGGCACGUCGACGCUGCUGCGGGGGUGGCGGGAGUUCCGGCGGAGCGGCGCGCCGGCGAGGUUCCUCUGCUUUGAGGACGGCAAGUGGGUCGACGUCACCGGGGAGGCGGUCCCGCGGCUGCGGCGGGCGUUCCAGGAGAGGAGGGCGAUGGCCGACGCCUCGUGCGGGGGAAAGGCGUACCUGUUCGACUUCCUGCGGAUGGUCAGGAUCGACGAGGCCACCGGCGAGGAGACCGGGCUGGCGUGGAUCGACCACCGCGGGGGCUGCUUCUUCCCGGCGCCCGCCGACUGCAGCGGAGGGAGGAACAAGCGCAAGAGGGACGACGGCGCGCCGGCGGCGGAGGACGAGGCCGAGUCGUCCUCGGGCGUGGACGAGCGCUCAGGGGAGAGCCCCGGGGUGGGGGUGGACGCCAAGAGGAGGAAGGCGUGGGGGAACGCGGCGGCGAGGCUCGAGGAGAACGACAAGUACUACCAGGUCGUCAGCAAGCUGUUCCUCAGCUACGGGAUGGCGCAGCGCGGCGCGGCGAUCACGGCGGUGCGCAAGAUCGCGCACGGCGCCAGGACCACCGCGUUCCAGGAGCAGGUGCGGCUGCUCGCCGAUGCGCGCGGAGCCGCCGCCGGAACCGCCAAGUUCGCCUGGUACGGCGCGUCCGCGGACGACGUGGCCGCCGUGGUGGUGCGAGGUUUCGCGAGGAACAACGCGACAAGGCUCGGCGCACGCAAGCACGGCGACGGCGUGCACCUUUCCCCGCCGCAGUGCCCCUACACGAGUGCCAUGCUGGCCAAGGCAGACGGGAGCGGCAAGGCGCACAUCGUGCUAUGCCGCGUGCUGAUGGGCCGGCCGGAGGCUGUCCCGGCAGGAUCUUCGCAGUCCUGCCCCAGCAGCCACAACUACGACAGCGCCGUGGACAAGCCGGAGAAUCCACAGUGGUACGUUGUGUGGAACAAGGAUAUGAACACCAGGAUCCUCCCCGAGUACGUGGUCAGCUUCAAGUGCUCCAAGCUGCAGCAGAUGCCAGAAUCGUCAGAAGCGACCUCAAAGCUGAAGAAGCGGUCACCAGUGGUUCGCGACAUGUUCCCUUCGCUUCUUGCAGAGAUCGAGCAGAUCGUGCCAGACAAGUGCAAUCUUCUGCAGGAGUCAUACAACAGCUUCAAGAUGGGACAGCUUAAGAAAGACCAGUUCAUCCGGUUCAUCCGCAGUUACGUCGGCGACAAAGUGCUGACCACCGUGGCCAAGAAACUCCGAGGAUGCUAA